AUGAGUUCGGAAUCCCUUUUUGCAACAGGCUUCUUACUUCGCCUGGAGUCGGGGCCAACCGACUGCCCAGAUGGUGGCAAGUGUGUGAUGAACAACGAGUGGUACUCGCAGUGCGAACCCGAGGCAGCAGCCGAAGCCCCAGCUCCCUCGCCCGGCGCAGUGGAGGCCAAGGCCGAGAAGCAGGAGCAGCCACCCCCGGAAAAGUCCAUGGGGCCGCUGCCUUCCCGGCCGAAGCAGCCCGCACCAAAGACCUACGAGACUCUGAAUCCCAUCAUCGCCCGUGGGAACUUCCUUUAUGACUCUGUCACUGGAGACCGGUUCUUCGCCAAGGGCGUGGCAUACAACCCCAGAAACGAGAAAUACGACCAUUCUUUUGGCUCUUCCGUGCAGAUCGCCGGCUGGGUGGACAAGUGUGUGCCAGGAGAACCCAAGGGAGGCUACUGGGGCUACACUGCAGACGUCGUGUCAGAUGAGCGCGAGGAAUUCUGGACAGCAGAUUUGGAAGCGAGCCCAAGCUUGAUGGGCUAG
This is a messenger RNA of Symbiodinium sp. CCMP2456, 528 nucleotides long. Lineage: Eukaryota; Dinophyceae; Suessiales; Symbiodiniaceae. The record is from the annotation of a GenBank genome assembly.